GCAACAGCAGAAGAGACCAUCAGCUCAGCUCAGCCCCUGACCGGGAGGGGCAACACGGGACUGCGAAAAGAAUAUAAAUAUCUCCCCUGAUUCGGUGUUGCAGACACAAACAAACACUCUACCUCUCUCUACAUCCUUCAACUCAAACCACAUCAUUCAAAAUGGUCAACAUUCCUUUCGCCGAGUUCCACGAGAACGCCUACAAUCAGGUCCAGGAGUCCCAGGGCCACGAGAACCAUCUCACCCACGACCUCAUUGGUGGAGCUGCUGGCUACGAGGCCAUCAAGAUGUUCAACGAUUACCAGGCCAAGAACGGCAAGGUCGUUGAGCAUGCCCAGGCCAAGGAGAUCAUCGGUGGCUUCGCUGCCGCCGCCCUUACCGGUCUCUUCGAGACCAAGGGUCUCGACCAGAUUGACAAGCUCAAGGCCCAGCACGAGGCUAAGAAGCACGCUGAAGAGGCUAUCCGCCCCCACUACGAGUAAGAGGGUUUCGUUAGACAUUCUCUCUUGAUAUGAUCUCAAUGAAUUAAAGAACAAAUUACUUCAAAUCUGAUGACCUGUAGAACAACCGUACGGCGAGGGAAGU
Aspergillus pseudotamarii is the source of this 585-nucleotide messenger RNA. Its product is annotated as DUF3759 domain-containing protein. NCBI's taxonomy places the organism in Eukaryota, Fungi, Ascomycota, Eurotiomycetes, Eurotiales, Aspergillaceae. The record is from RefSeq and is a predicted model, not a curated record. The transcript has 3 exons. The coding region runs from base 162 to 482 and encodes 106 amino acids.